Messenger RNA from Microthlaspi erraticum, 1518 nucleotides. The record is from the annotation of a GenBank genome assembly. Lineage: Eukaryota; Viridiplantae; Streptophyta; Magnoliopsida; Brassicales; Brassicaceae.
AUGAAGUCGUUGAACACACUCUUUCUUUUGGUGGGUCUCGCUUUUACGGCGGUGUCGUCCUUGUCCCUCGAGGCGUACAGCAGAAAUGACUUCCCUACAGCUCCAGGCUUCGUCUUCGGCUCUGGCACAUCAGCUUAUCAGGUGGAAGGAGCUGCUGACGAAGACGGGAGAAGUCCAAGCAUUUGGGAUGUUUUUACUCAUUCAGAUGCAGGACACUCUGGAGGAGCAACUGGAGAUGUUGCAUGUGACCAAUAUCACAAGUACAAGGAAGAUGUGAAGCUCAUGGCAGACGUUGGAUUGGAGGCUUACAGAUUUUCCAUCUCCUGGUCAAGGCUUUUACCAAGUGGAAGGAAACCAGUUAAUCCAAAGGGACUACAAUACUACAACAACCUUAUUGAUGAAUUGGUCACUCAUGGAAUCCAGCCACACGCUACGUUGCACCACUUUGAUCUUCCACAUGCCCUAGAAGAUGAGUAUGGAGGUUGGCUCAGCCCACAGAGCGUGAGAGACUUCACAGCCUAUGCAGAUACUUGCUUCAAGGAGUUUGGAGACAGAGUGUCACACUGGACAACAAUAAACGAGGCCAAUGUGUUUGCACUUGGAGGGUAUGACGAAGGAAUAUCACCGCCUGGUCGAUGCUCUCCUCCUUCUGCAGUCAAUUGCUCCAAAGGAAAUUCUUCCACUGAGCCUUACAUUGCCGUACACAAUAUGCUGCUCGCACACGCCUCUGCCACUAACUUAUACAAGAAACAUUACAAGCACAAGCAACAUGGAUCAGUAGGCAUUAGUGUAUACACAUACGGUGCUUUCCCAUUAACCAACUCUGCAGAGGAUAAACAGGCAGAAUCUAGACUGAAUGACUUCUUCAUCGGUUGGAUAUUACAUCCGCUGGUGUAUGGAGAUUAUCCAGAGACGAUGAAGAGUUUUGUUGGGUCAAGAUUGCCAGCUUUCACAGAGGAGGAGUCAGAGCAAGUUAAGGGCGCAAUAGAUUUCAUAGGAGUGAUCAACUACAUGGCACUUUACGUCAAGGAUAACUCUUCUUCUCCGAAACCAAACCUCCAAGAUUUCAACACUGACAUGGCCGUGGAACUCACCGUCGUUGGAAACACAUCCUUCAAGAAUCAGUAUGCAGACACACCAUGGAGUCUGCAACAAGUACUCUUGUAUAUCAAAGAAGCUUACCGCAACCUUCCCAUCUACGUCGCAGAGAAUGGUCAGAUGACUCCUCGAAUCUCAUCACCACUUGAGGACACAACGAGAGUUGAAUAUCUGAGAUCACACAUAGAAGCAGUGCUUCAUUCACUCAGGAAAGGAGCGAACGUAAAAGGAUAUUUUCAGUGGUCGCUGAUGGAUUUGUUUGAGAUAUUUGGUGGGUACGAGAUGAGCUAUGGAUUAUAUUACGUGGACUUCAAGGAUCCUUUUCUUACGAGAUACCCUAAACUCUCUGCUCAUUGGUACUCUUCUUUCCUCAACGGAACACUUCACCAUCGAUCGUAUGCUUCAUCUUCAGCUCUCUGA